This is a messenger RNA of Myotis davidii, 750 nucleotides long. Its product is annotated as asialoglycoprotein receptor 1. Lineage: Eukaryota; Metazoa; Chordata; Mammalia; Chiroptera; Vespertilionidae. Bases 49 to 750 code for a protein of 233 amino acids. The transcript is spliced from 7 exons. The record is from RefSeq and is a predicted model, not a curated record.
CCCUAGCCUGGCCUCUGGCCCUGCCUCCAUUUCAGAGUUGGUCCAAGGAUGUCAAUGAAGUAUGAAGACCUCCAGUCCUUGGAGAGUGAGAAGAAAAGCCAGGGUUCUAGAAAUGGGCUGCCUCCUCCCCCAGCCUUCCUGCAGCAUGUCUGCUCUGGCCCCUGGCCCCUUCUGCUCUCUCUGGGCCUCAUCCUUCUCCUGAUGAUUGGUAUCUGCGUGAUUGGAUCCAAAAGUGAGUGUCCCAGGAUGGGCAGGGAAGGGGGCGCCAGUGGGGUACAGGAACCCAGCUUGGAUAACAACAGUGCCUGUCCCUUAAAGUGGGGUGGCUCCCGUAGCCUGAAUGACAAGGUGUUUUCUCUGGAGAGCAAGCUGGAGAAAGAGCAGCAGGAACUCAAAGCAGGUUAUUCUGACAUGCUCAAGGAAGUCCAGCAACUCGUCAAAGGCCUGAACUCCCUGAAUUGUCAGAUGGCUGCGCUCAAGAGCAAUGACUCUCAAAAUACCUGCUGUCCCAUUAACUGGCUGAAGCAUGAAGGCAGCUGCUACUGGUUCUCUGGUACUGGGAAGCCCUGGCCCGAAGCUGAGAGGUACUGCCAGCUGCAGAAUGCCCACCUGGUUGUCAUCAACUCCAGAGAGGAGCAGAUUUUUGUCCAGAAGCACAUAGGCUCCUCAUACACCUGGAUGGGCCUCAGUGAUCCUGAAGGAGCCUGGAAAUGGGUGGAUGGAACCAACUACGAGACCAACUUCAAGUGA